This is a messenger RNA of Symphalangus syndactylus (siamang), 2185 nucleotides long. RefSeq names its product histidine-rich glycoprotein-like. NCBI's taxonomy places the organism in Eukaryota, Metazoa, Chordata, Mammalia, Primates, Hylobatidae. The record is from RefSeq and is a predicted model, not a curated record.
AAAGCACCAAAGUGCGUGUGAUGUGAUGCUGCUGGGCACUGGAGAUGGGACUAGGUGCUGCUGCACACGUAUGCACACAUGCACACACACCACACACGCAUGCACACACGCUGCACAAGUGCACACACCAUGCAUACACACCACACACGCAGUGCACACAUGCACACACCAUGCAUACACACCACACACGCAGUGCACACAUGCACACACCAUGCAUACACACCACACACAUGCACACAAUGCACACGUGCACACCAUGCAUACACACUACACACAUGCAUACAUACAAUGCACGUGCACACGCCAUGCAUACACACCACACACUUGCACACAUGCACACCAUGCAUACACCACACAUGCACACAUACAAUGCACACGUGCACACCAUGCAUACACCACACAUGCAUGCACACACAAUGCACAUGUGCACAUACCAUACAUACCCACCAUGCGUGCACACACAAUGCACACGUGCACACACCAUGCAUACCCACCAUGCAUGCACACAAUGCACACGUGCCCACACCAUGCAUACACACCACACAUGCAUCCACACAAUGCACACACCAUGCAUACACCAUGCAUGCACAAUGCAUGUGCACACCAUGCAUACACACAUGCAUCCACACAAUGCACACGUGCACACACCAUGCAUACACACCACACAUGCAUCCACACAAUGUGCACAUGCACACACCAUGCAUACACACACAGUGCACACGUGCACACACCAUGCAUACACCACACAUGCACACCACACAUGCAUCCACACAAUGCACGCGUGCACACACCAUGCAUACACACCAUACAUGCAUGCACACACAAUCACACGUGCACACACCAUACCCACCAUGCAUGCACACACACAAUGCACACGUGCACACACCAUGCAUACACACCACACGCAAUGCAGUCAUGCACAAUGCACAUGUGCACACACCAUGCAUACAUACCAUGCAUGCACACACGUGUGCAUAAAGACAUGAUUUCUUCCUGUCCUCUUUGAGAGCUUGUGGCUGUUGGCCCAGGUGCCCUGGGGCUGCCUCUCCACCUGACGCCUCCUGGUUUUCCCACUGCAUCUGGCGAACAUCUGUGCAGACACUUCCUGACUCCCACAGAGGCCAGAUGGUGAGGGCUGGAGAGCAGGCUUCCUGGCCCCAGCAUCCCACAGACAUGGGCUCCCUCCCCCAUCCAUCCACCUGUGUGUCUCAGGUAUUCACUGGUUAUCCACGCUCGUUUGUUCUCUUUUAUUGCUGGCCACGUGUGGAUUGCCUCCCGACUAAAGUGGUCUGUGAGUCGCUCCUGUCUUUAAUUAUCCUGGUGUUCAAAAUGUACGAGAUUUGCUGGUGGGAACCCUGCCACGCUCUGCCUGUGCGCUGUGCCUUUCCUUCAAGCACCUCCUCGUGACCAGGCGUGGCAGGGCAUCCUCUUGGGCCUCUGGCCUUGGCCAUUGCUCUGUGGGUCUUGGCUCCCUUUGGUGGGGAACAGCGUUAGAGACCAGGAUCUAGACAGGAGGUGUGCUCGGUGCCACAGGGUGCCUGAGCUUUAGGCCCUUUCUGUGGACAGGCUAGGGAGGACAGGCAUGCUGCGUGCAGACACGCACGUACAUAUGUCAUAUGCGUGGACAGAUCUGAAACAGCACAGAACCGUGCCCGGAUUCUGUCCUACCUUGCACGGUUCUCCCCCACCCCCCAUCUCCACCCUGAGGACCCUGGCCCCCAGCAACAGCAGCAUCCUCACGCAUCUGCUGGGGAGUCCAGUGCACGCCUGCUCACGAGCUCCAGCGUAGCUGCCACAGGAUUGCAAAAACAAACCUACCAUGAAGAGGUCGGGAUCGUGUGGAGUUCACUCCCUGCCCACAACUGCGGGUGCCAUCAAGCGCUGUGCUCAUGAGUUCUUGGAUCGCUUCUCCACCGUCAGGGUAGUGGUGCCUUCACUGGAAAUACAGCUGGGUUCAUCCUUCCCGUUUGCUUAUAGUCUUGUGCCUCCCACCAUACCCCAUGCCCCAUCCUGUUAGGUUUGUAGAGUAUGACCAUCCUUCUAGAGGUCAAAACUGCCCCUAAAGACAGAUGCAGGGAGCCACUCCCUCCCGUACCUCCUCCUCGCAUUUUGGUAAUGAGCAUAAUUGUCUCCUGGUUUAUCUCCCGUGUGUUUAAUUUUGUAAAGAUAAACAUAUACACGUAUA